Salvelinus sp. IW2-2015 is the source of this 1901-nucleotide messenger RNA. NCBI's taxonomy places the organism in Eukaryota, Metazoa, Chordata, Actinopteri, Salmoniformes, Salmonidae. The record is from RefSeq and is a predicted model, not a curated record.
GAACGAGUGUGGGAGAAAGAAAGAAUGAGAGAACGAGAGAGCGCUUCAGUUUGCAUGGUUUUCUAGAACCAUGAGUUUAGCAGGCCACCUUGGUCUUAACUUGCCGGCUCUUCUAACUGAUUGAUUGAAUAAGUUUGUUUUGUUUGUGUGAUUGUUUUGUUUAGUUGUUUUUGCUUGUUCCUCUUGCAGUUGGAUUUGCAGUGACUGAGUGAGUGACUUGCCAUCCGAAAUAUCCAAUUUCACAUUGAUUCGAUUUAAUUUACUUGAUUUCAUUUAAUUUACUUGAUUUACUUUAAUUUACUUGAUUUACUUUAAUUUACUUUAAUUUACUUGUGUUUUUUGUUUUGGUUCUGCCUUGUCCUCUAACUCUAUCCUUGUGUGCUCUCAUUGGAGAUUGUGUGCCGUUUACCCAAGGAUGUUCCAACACCAUACGCUCCUUGCUCUGCCUUUUAAUUGCUUGUGUGCACUUCCUGAUAAACCCUUUCCCCUCAUACGAUUGGCUGGUCUCUCUUUCUCUCUCUCGAGUAGCAGCAGUGGGCCAAUGACACCGAUGUGCUCCCCCCAGCCUCAGAUGGGCUCAGUGAGGGUGGACCACCACCGCCCUCUCCCCACUGAUAGCCUCCUCCGACAGAUGUACGACGAUUCUGAAGACGAGGAAGAUGAUGUUGGGUAUGCUGACCCCGUUCAGGACGACCUGUAUGCUCGCAAAGUGGGUGCGUCGCCCAAGUCAACUGUCGACGUGUCAUAUGACAGGUUUCUGCCCAAGUUCUGGACGCCCGAGGAGGACACCCACGUGCAGAAGAUCAAACUGGGGUCCCAGAGGAGACCCUGGUACAAGAAGAUCCAGGGCUUCAGCCGAAAGAAGUCUGGCGGCUCAUCCUCUGACGACUCUGACUGCGAUGUCAGUCACUGGCUCUCCUCAGCCCCUUCCGGCCCCUCCCCCUCCUCUCACCCCCAUGCACCUGAAGGCUCCACCCACACCAGCCUCCCUGCUGCAGGUCAAAGUCCUUACAACACUCAGCCACAACACACUGCCCUCUACCAGCCCCCCAAAAAGCAAGUCACCAACAUCCCAUACUUUGAGCGCUUCCCAGUGGUAUUCCCUAUGAUCGACCCCACCUCAGGCCCCCGGCUGUUCAAAUGCGAGAAGCGUCCCCUUCUGGGGCGUGACAACCCCCUGGAUCCUCCAGAACAGUUGGAUGAGUCCCUGGCGAGCAUCUUCCCUGACCUGGAGAAUGACGACAUGUUCGCCCGACGCACCCAGGCCUUCCACUCCAACCCGGAGCUGGCUGUGCUGAAAACCCGGGUGUGCGUAAACCACUUGUCCGGCCACCUCUACGCCUCGAACCCCCAGCUCAACAUUGUCACCCAGCCGCAGACGCCGGGCAAGGAUAACAAGACCGUCAUCCCCGACAUCGAGCGGGACGACUUCAUCUUCCGGAAGGUCAACCAACCCCAGGGUGGUCGGCGGCAGAGACCACUGUUGGGUGCGGCCGACAGCUACAACCCGAUGACCAUCCCUGAGCCCUGGGCACUGCCUGCCAAGCUCCAGGCGCGGCUGCUCUGCGCCCCCUCACCUUUGACCCAGGAGGUUGAAGCUGAGGGCGGGGAGAACCAUGAGGCAAGAGGAGAUCGUGAUGGGCACCCUAAAACGGACGACAUGUUGCUGAGGAAGUUUGGGGUGGUGCUCUGGGUGGAGGUGAGGGCAGUGGGUAUCCAAAGUCAAAGGUCAUAUCUAGGUACAUCGGCCAAUCCAAUGGUCGGUCUGUGCCCACUACCUGUAGCGAGGGCAACCUGCAGAAGAUGGUGGCGAUUAGGGAGGCGAGCCGGCUGAGAUACAAGAAGAGUAUGAUGAUGAUCAAGAAGUUAGCCUUUCUGAACACUUAGGAACUAGAAUGGCC